CGGCAAGGUGCAGCAGCAGUGGAAACUUGGCUCUUCUUUGCGACUUUCAAGCAGCUGAGCUCAAUGUUAGGCACGUGAGAUGCGAGGCAAGGCGAGGACAGCGCUAGCCAUGCUGCACAAUGCGUCCUUGGCGAGGAACUGCUGUGCGCUUGAGAAGGAACAGCCGCUGGACGCCGGCGCUCCCCGAGCUGCCUGGCUGGUGACUGCGCUGUCCAGCGUGCUGAUCUUCACCACCGUGGUGGAUAUCCUGGGCAGCCUCCUGGUCAUCAUCUCGGUGCUGAAGAACAGGAAGCUGAGGAAUUCAGGUAAUGCCUUUGUAGUAAGUCUGGCCUUCGCGGACCUUGUGGUGGCUUUGUAUCCCUACCCAUUAGUGCUAAUGGCUAUUUUUAAAAAUGGAUGGGCACUUGGAGAAAUGCAUUGCAAAGUCAGUGGAUUCGUCAUGGGCUUGAGUGUUAUUGGUUCCAUUUUCAACAUCACAGGGAUUGCGAUCAACCGCUACUGCUACAUAUGCCACAGUUUUGUCUACGACAAACUCUUCACUGCAUGGAAUACAAUGCUUUAUGUGUGCCUCAUUUGGGCUCUCACUGUUCUGGCCACUGUUCCUAACUUUUUUGUUGGCUCAUUGGAGUAUGAUCCUCGCAUCUACUCUUGCACAUUUGUUCAGACUGCAAGUUCCUCUUACACCAUCACUGUGGUGGUUAUCCAUUUCAUUGUGCCAAUCUCUGUGGUGACCUUUUGCUAUCUUCGCAUCUGGAUUUUGGUGAUCCAAGUAAGGCGGAAGGUCAAGUCAGAAACAAAGCCAAGGAUGAAACAGACCGACUUCAGGAACUUUCUUACAAUGUUUGUGGUGUUUGUUAUUUUUGCUUUUUGCUGGGCUCCCCUGAACUUCAUUGGCUUAGCUGUAGCCAUCAACCCUACAGACGUGGCCCCUAAGAUUCCAGAGUGGUUGUUUGUUAUGAGCUACUUUAUGGCUUAUUUCAACAGUUGCCUUAAUGCUGUUAUAUACGGACUGCUUAAUCAAAACUUUCGUAAAGAAUACAAAAGGAUUUUAAUGUCACUGUGGAUGCCAAGACUGUUUUUUCAGGAAAUCUCAAGAGGGGGAACAGAAUGCCCAAAGAGCAAACCUUCUCCCGCUCUGAACAAUAAUGAGCAGGUGAAAACAGAUACUGUGUAACUCAACUGUGAAAGGGAGAGUGGUUGAGAGCCAUUGAACAUGCACACCAGUUUAUUUUCAUUUGCAUUGCCUCAAAUUCAUAUUUUUGUAUCUGAAAUUAAAAUCAACCUCAGAAUAAUAUUUUUAUAUAUCACAUUAAUUUAUAAAAAACUGAACUUGUUUAUUUAUUUUAUUAAUAAAGAAAUUCAGAUAUUUAUUGUUUUAUAGGGUUAGGGUUAUCUUGGUGUUUUUGCUCAGUCCCUUGUUUUAUCAUGUUCCAAUGCAUGGAGGUGUAGCAUUAAUCAGAAAAUAGACAGGCUGUGGGCAUUCCUGGGUAGGGGUAAGGUGCGCCUGUCUAAAGGUUGUUGGGUUGCAGGAAAUGCAUUUUAUCUCUGGGUUAGAUUUAGGAAAUUUUCCAGUACACAAAAACUCUUCAGCUGCAAGCAUUCAUAAGAGACCAUAAGUUUAAAAAAAACAUGCAAUGAAUGAACCAUACAAUUAAAACAAAUACUUUCCAUUGAAAAACAUGUAUUUUUAUUUUAUUUUUACUACAUGAAUGAACACUUUAUCCUUAAAAUAUUUCUUCUUUAAAGAUGGAGAUCUCAUAUCUAUGUGGUGCUUAUUAUAAAAAUAAUUUUGGGCUUAACAGUUAAAUAUUGUUUUGUAGUUCCAAAAAAAAAAAAACAUGAAUGUAUCAUAGUUUAUUUUAACUAUUAUUUGUAUGCCUUAGUUAUGAAUGAAUCAAAAAUCAAAUGAUUUACCAUUAAAUGAUGG
This is a messenger RNA of Nanorana parkeri, 1927 nucleotides long. Its product is annotated as melatonin receptor type 1B. The transcript has 2 exons. Bases 80 to 1174 code for a protein of 364 amino acids. Gene Ontology annotation, cellular component: membrane. Gene Ontology annotation, biological process: G protein-coupled receptor signaling pathway. The record is from RefSeq and is a predicted model, not a curated record. Gene Ontology annotation, molecular function: melatonin receptor activity. Lineage: Eukaryota; Metazoa; Chordata; Amphibia; Anura; Dicroglossidae.